GGGAGUGGGGACGCCGCGGGACGCCACCGCCCCGCCGCCACUUUCCCCGCCGCACCUCCGGCUGGACAGGACUGGGCGGGGUGGGGGACAGUCGGUCGUGCAUUCAAAUCCCAGCACUUUGCCACCGCACCGCUGGGGCUGCGGAGUGAGGGGCGGAAAGUUCAGGGCAACUCCUGCCGCUUGGAUUGGGCGAGACCAGGACCGCACCAUCCCCUGCUGGGACAUGGAGUUACUGUCGCCGCCGCUCAGAGACGUAGACUUGACGGGCCCGGACGGCUCUCUCUGCUCCUUUGUCACAGCCGAUGACUUCUAUGACGACCCAUGUUUCGACUCCCCGGAUCUGCGCUUUUUCGAGGACCUGGACCCACGCCUGGUGCACGUGGGCGCGCUCCUGAAGCCCGAGGAGCAUUCGCACUUCCCGGCAGCUGUGCACCCAGCCUCGGGUGCGCGCGAGGACGAGCAUGUGCGCGCACCCAGCGGGCACCACCAGGCCGGCCGCUGCCUCCUGUGGGCCUGCAAAGCUUGCAAGCGCAAGACCACUAACGCAGACCGCCGCAAGGCUGCCACCAUGCGCGAGCGCCGCCGCCUGAGCAAAGUCAACGAGGCUUUCGAGACGCUCAAGCGCUGCACGUCCAGCAACCCGAACCAGCGGCUGCCCAAGGUGGAGAUCCUGCGCAACGCCAUCCGCUACAUCGAGGGCCUGCAGGCUCUGCUGCGCGACCAGGACGCCGCGCCCCCUGGCGCCGCCGCCUUCUACGCGCCGGGCCCGCUGCCCCCAGGCCGCGGGGGCGAGCACUACAGUGGCGACUCGGACGCGUCCAGCCCGCGCUCCAACUGCUCCGACGGCAUGAUGGACUACAGCGGCCCCCCGAGUGGCGCCCGGCGGCGGAACUGCUACGACGGCGCCUGCUACAGCGAGGCGCCCAGCGAGCCCAGGCCUGGGAAGGGGGCGGCGGUGUCGAGCCUCGACUGCCUGUCCAGCAUUGUCCAGCGGAUCUCCACGGAGAGCCCCGCCGCGCCCGCGCUCCUGCAGGCCGACGCUCCGCCAGAGUCGCCUCCGCGCCAGCAAGAAGCGGCCGCCCCCAGCGAGGGCGAGCUGGGCGCCCCCACCCCUUCCCCGGACGCCACCUCGCAGGGUCCCUCGGGCGCGAACCCCAACCCCAUCUACCAGGUGCUUUGAGGGGCGCGAUGCCCUCCCGAGGGAUGGUGCUCUAGGGUCCCUCGAGCCCAAAGGUUGAGUUUAAAUGCCACUCCUCCCAAGCGCGCUUUAAAAGCGACCCCUCCCGGGCGGGAGAGACCGGUCACCUGGAAAGCGUUCCCGCCCCCUUGACCGCAGCGCGAGGACGCUGCGGGUUUUCCACGCGGCACCUUUCCCCGACACUCACGCGAUGGCCGCCUGGGGUUUCUCGGUGAGGCGCAGCCACCCUUCAAGGGCCAGGCCCUUCCUUUUCCGUGCUGCCUCCAGCAAGGGGGCUGAGACCCUUGCAAAUCUACGCCCCCCCCCCCAUCACCACCACCACCACAUCCGGGUGUUUUUUAGGGGCUCGGCCCCUACCUUCCAGAGACCUCGCUACAUGCUACACCCACCUUUCCCCACCGCCUGCGGGGUGCGCUCCAGCCCCCCCUCCCACCCCGUCCCGCGGUUCAGGACCACUUUUUGUAAUACUUUUUGUAAUCUAUUCCUGUAAAUAAGAGUUGCUUUGCCAGAGCAGGAGCCCCUAGGGCUGUAUUUAUCUCUGAGGCAUGGUGUGUGGUGCAACAGGGACUUUGUAUGUUUAUACGGCAGGCGAGCGAGCUGCGGGCGCUCGUUGCGGGCGCUCGCUCGGGUGUUGGAAAUAA
Molecule: messenger RNA, 1839 nt
Organism: Heterocephalus glaber (naked mole-rat)
Lineage: Eukaryota; Metazoa; Chordata; Mammalia; Rodentia; Bathyergidae
Gene: Myod1
Product: myogenic differentiation 1
Biological process (GO): regulation of transcription by RNA polymerase II; positive regulation of myoblast differentiation; muscle organ development
Molecular function (GO): protein dimerization activity; DNA-binding transcription factor activity, RNA polymerase II-specific; RNA polymerase II cis-regulatory region sequence-specific DNA binding
Source: RefSeq, a predicted model, not a curated record